AUGGCUCGCUCCAUCUCCGGCGCCAAGCUCAUCUCAGCCGCGGUCACAAAGGCAAUCACCGGCGGGAGAGGAUUCUCCGCCGCCGCCGCAACUGCCGGAAAUGCCGCGGCAGGGAAGGGGGGCUCUUCUUCUGUAACCGCCGCAACGAGCGGAAUGGUGAAGAAAACAGGGGAAGCGAGCAAGAGCAGCUGGGUUCCUGACCCGCGCACCGGUUUCUACCGACCCGAGAAUGUUGCCGAAGAGAUCGACGCUGCCCAGCUCCGUGCUCUCCUCUUGAGGAAACACUAA
Linum tenue is the source of this 288-nucleotide messenger RNA. NCBI's taxonomy places the organism in Eukaryota, Viridiplantae, Streptophyta, Magnoliopsida, Malpighiales, Linaceae. The record is from the annotation of a GenBank genome assembly.